Molecule: messenger RNA, 10256 nt
Organism: Syngnathoides biaculeatus (alligator pipefish)
Lineage: Eukaryota; Metazoa; Chordata; Actinopteri; Syngnathiformes; Syngnathidae
Gene: pcdh7a
Product: protocadherin 7a
Exons: 9
Coding region: 1696-5817 (1373 amino acids)
Biological process (GO): homophilic cell-cell adhesion
Cellular component (GO): plasma membrane
Molecular function (GO): calcium ion binding
Source: RefSeq, a predicted model, not a curated record
UGGAGAGCCGUGACUAAAUACAAGCGCCGCUGAAUAUUCAAAGUUGUCUCACGUCGUUUUUGUUUUUUUUUUUUGUUUUUGGUUAACACAGGCAUAAACAAAUAUCUCCAUGCUGAUAAUAAAUAUGAUCAAAUUUGUAUUUUCGUGCUACUCGUCUGCGGCCUAACCGAGAUGAAAUCCACGACCCACCUGUAGAAAAAUGGCCGUCGUCGACGGGACCCCAGAGCCGACCACGACCCUCACAUUGUCCACAUCAACUACUUUAACGCAGCCUAUCUACAGCGCAUGAAUCAUCCGACGCUCUUAUCCUGUCACCGAGAGGAGCGAGCGAGCGAGCGAGCGAGCGAAGCCGAGUGCGGCAAGAAAAGGAGAGGAUAGCCGGAGAGCACACGCAGGAGGCUAAUCUGCAAAAGGGUCACCGGGGAGCCGAAGCCUACCUCCGCUCACUCCGACCGCAGAAGGCGGACUUGAGCCCGGCGUGGCCAAAACAGAAAACCAUUCCACUGUACCAUCAGUGACUUCCUCCUUGAUUUCAUCAGUUAAGGGACAUGUAGCUGUAGUCCAUGUAAAAGGGGUGCGACGUGUGUGGAGACCCCAAUUUUGCCACAUACCCUACAGAUGUUGUUGCAAAAGCAUACAAGUUGACUCUUGCAUUCAGUCAAGUCCAGAAAGAAAGACUUCACCACAAUAAAGACGUCAAAGAAACUGAAAAUCAGCGAUCAGAUGUGACGGAGACGAGAGAUCUGACAUAUUUGGAGUGCUUUUGCGCAAUUAUUGCCACGCCGAUGCAUUCCCGAGUGGGGCUGAAUGACGUCAUCUGAGCGAAAUGCGGUUCAACGAAAACCUGGUUCAAGUUUUGCGCAGGUUUCUCCAAAUUUGGAAAGCCCCAGUCACCAAACAAUUUGAAAAUUUGAAAUUCAGCCAAAUGUUUCGGUCAAAAUAUGCCUCAAUAUUGUUCUCAAAACUCACUAAGGCGCUCACCUCUGUCACAAUCAAAAAGGAAUUUCUACAUAUUUUGCUUUUUUGUUUUGUUUUUCGGGGGAAAGCCUAAAAAAAAAAAAAGGUAUUUAAAGAAAAAUGUGAUGAGAAGAACAAAAGGAACACCUCACUUUGGGCCUUGUGAGGGGACUGCGAAACAUUUUUGUCACUUCACGCCAGAUCGAGAAAAUGGCGGCAAAGUGGAGUUGACGAUUGGUCGCGUUCAUUGGAUCUCCGAACGAGCAAAGUCUGAAGAACUGCUCAAGUUUUGCUGACGUCAGCUUCAGCUUCCUUGGCUGCCUGCUGUACGCGUUUGGCUGCGGGAAGAAGUGCCGCUGUCCCCUUCCAAGUUGCGUGGAGGAAUCCCAUGGCUUGGCACGUCGCUCCGCCACUGCAGGGAAACAAAGCAAAAGGCGUCCGCCGGCUCUUCAGCCCCUUGGAGUUCUAUAUGAAUAAAUCACGUGGUUUGAAGAGGCCAGCGCGAACAGGACUGAGUUGCAAUAGCUGUUGAGAAAACAAAACAGGAGAAUAAAGGACGUAAUAAGACAUCUGGCAUCACUAGCAAAGAGUGUCAGUCAGAAGGGAGAAAGACAAAAUCAGACACCCACGCUGUGGGCUACAACGCUUGACUAGAGAGCGAAAAAGAAAGAGGAGGCAGGCCAGCCUGUCAUUCAAGGCAAAACAGUGCCAAGCAGACAGAGCAGGACGAACGGAGCCAUGCGUAGACUUGGUGCAGUGCACUCCUCGGCGCAGGCUCUCAGCCUCGCGGUCUUGCCGCUGCUGCAGCUGCUGACUCAGCUGCCGGGCGCCCGCUCGGCUCUCAGGUACCGGGUGGCGGAGGAGGGGCCCCCCGACGUCAAGAUCGGCAACGUGGCCGCAGACCUGGGCCUGACGGCGGGUACGGGCAGCGGGGACGUCACCUUCGCCCUGGAAAGCGGCUCGGAGUUCUUCAAGAUCGACAACGUGACCGGUGAGCUGACGACGGGGCCGAGGCGCAUUGACAGGGAAAAGAUGCCCCAGUGCCAGAUGAUCUUUGACGAAAACGAGUGCUUCUUAGACUUUGAGGUGUCCGUCAUCGGCCCCCUCCAAAGCUGGGUGGACUUGUUUGAAGGCCGUGUGGUCAUAACGGACAUCAACGACAACACACCUUCCUUCCCCUCACCGGUGCUCCAGCUCUCGGUGGAGGAGAAUCGUCCAAUAGGCACGCUUUACCUGCUCCCCACGGCUACGGACAGGGAUUUUGGACGAAACGGCAUCGACCGCUACGAGCUGAUCCAAGAAGGCGCAGCUGGGGCGAGUUCGGCGAGACGCGCGGUGGGAGGAACUCCCAUUGGUAGAGUCGACGGGCUUGGGGAUAGGAGGGGUAGGAGUGGAGAUACUGUGGGAGGAGCCAGGAGUACUGUCUUUGAACUCCAAGUGGCUGAUAUACCAGACGGUGAAAAACAACCUCAACUCAUUGUCAAAGGUACGUUGGACCGUGAGCAGAAGGACUCGUAUGAACUGAUCCUGCGUGUCCGAGAUGGAGGGAACCCCCCGAGAUCAUCCCAAGCUCUGCUGCGGGUUUCCAUCACAGAUGUAAACGACAACAGCCCGCAGUUCGAAAGGCCCACGUACGAGGCAGAAAUGGCGGAAAACGCACCUCCGGGAACACCGGUACUGCAGGUGAGGGCUUCGGACCGUGACGUCGGCGUGAACGGCCAAGUGGAGUACGUCUUUGGAGCGGCCACAGAAUCGGUCCGACGGCUGCUGCGACUGGACGAGGCGACCGGAUGGCUGAGCGUUCUGCACAGAAUCGACAGGGAAGAGGUGGCCCAGCUCCGGUUCACGGUCACAGCCCGGGACAGGGGUCAGCCGCCACGGACCGACAGAACCGCAGUCAUUUUGGCAGUCCGCGACGAAAACGACAACGUCCCGGUUGUAGAGAUUCGAAAGAUCGGCCGAAUCCCAGUGCGAGAUGGCGCAGCGCUCGUACCUGAGAACGUUCUGGUAGACACGCCGGUCGCUCUGGUUCAGGUUUCGGACCGAGACCAAGGAGAAAACGGGGCUGUGACCUGUACAGUUGUUGGGGAUGUCCCGUUCACUUUGAAGCCAGCUGGCGAAACAGCUCUGCCACCCUUACCUGCGGAUGAAGCGUUUGACCGGAACAAAAAGAAAUUCUUCCUGCAUACGUCAGCCCUGCUGGACUACGAGGUCACCAAAGAGUACAGCGUCACCAUUGUUGCCGUAGAUUCUGGGAGCCCGAGUCUCUCCAGCAACAGUUCCCUGAUGGUGCGCGUUGUCGAUUACAACGACCACCCCCCAGUCUUCGCCCAAAGCGUAGUGGAGGUCCACUUUGCAGAAAACAACUCCCCCAAUGAGAGGGUCGUCACCGUGGUGGCCGCCGACGCAGACAGCGGCAAGAACGCAGAGAUUGCAUACACCUUGGACGCUGUUGCAAACGGGCCGUUUCACAUAGAUCCCGAUAACGGAGAUAUCCGUGCCGCUGGCGUCCUGGACAGGGAGCAGAGAGAGCGGUACGAACUCAAAGUUAUUGCCAGGGACAAGGGCAACCCCGCUCUCCAGGGAUCCGCGACCGUCGUCAUUCAGGUGACCGACCGCAAUGACAACGCGCCCAAGUUUGUCCAGGAAGUUUUUACAUUCUACGUCAAAGAAAACCUGCUCGCCAACAGCCCGGUCGGCAUGGUGACCGUGACGGAUGCUGACGAAGGUGAGAACGCAGAACUCGCACUCUAUGUAGAAAUGGACGGGCCAGGGGAGAAAACCGCGGUGGACAACGGAGAGAAGGAGCAGGAGGAGGUGUUCUCCAUUGAGAACAACACCGGCACCAUCUUCUCGACUUUGUCUUUCGACCGUGAGAAGCUUUCCGCCUACACCUUCCGUGUACGCGCAGUGGACGGAGGAGAGCCUCGCAAAACCGCCACAGCUACCGUCUCGCUCUAUGUGACCGACGAGAACGACAACGCCCCCUCCGUCACAUCUCCGGCCAACGAGUCCUACACGCUGCUCCCGCCCGCAAGCAGCGCCCGCACCGUAGUCCGAACCGUGACGGCCACAGACUCGGACGCGGGUCCAAAUGCGGACCUCCGCUACGCCUUGGUUGGGGGGAAUCCCUUCAGAUUGUUCGAGAUCGGCCACUCCAAUGGCGUGAUCACACUGGCGGAGCCGCUGGAGCGACGCCACAGAGGUCUGCAUCGCCUGGUGGUCCGGGUCAACGACAGCGGGACCCCCUCGCUGUGCGCCACGGCGCUGGUCCACGUCUUCAUCAACGAGAGCUUGGUCAACGCCUCCCUGGUCGACGCGCAGGUAAGCCGAAGCUUGUUAGCGCCGCUGUCGCUGGACAUCGCCGGGGACCCAGACAGCGAGCGCGCGUUAGGCAAGCAGCGCCUCAGCGUCGCCAUCGGCGUUCUGGCGGGGGCCGCAGCCGUCAUCCUGGUCAUCCUCCUCGUAGUCACGGCGAGGCAGUGCGGCGCUCAAGGCAAGAACGGCUACGAAGCCGGUAAGAAGGAGCCGGAAGAAGAUUUCUUCAGCCCGUCGGGGGCCCAGCCGCAGGUCGGCCGCGGCGGCGGCGGCGGCGGCGGCGGAUCGGACCGGGGCCGCAAAGCUCGGCGGGACAAGCGCAACGGAAACGGCGCUGGCGCGGCGGCCGGCCCCGGCAAGUCAGACAGGUCCCUGUACAGCGGUAUCGUCACCGUGAACGGGCUUCGGCGCCACGCCAACGAGGAGGAAGAGGACGAGGAUGUUAGCAGCGCCAGCGAGCGCCUCGCGGCCCGCUACUGCGCCGUGGACGGCGACCCCGGCAGCCCGAGGAUGGGCGGCGGCAGGCGCCACCAGUCCAGUCCGGACCUGGCCAGGCACUACAAGUCCAGCUCGCCUCUCCCCGCAGUCAACCUGCAGCCGCAAUCCCCUCCGGCCGAAGGGAAGAAGCAUCAAGCGGUGCAGGAGCUGCCGCCCUCCAACACCUUCGUGGGCAGCGGGGGCUGCGUGGGGAGCGCCGGCUCCAGCGGCAGCGGCAGCAGCAGCGGAAACGGGGACGCCAUGUCCCUGGGUUCGGACCAGUGCUCGGAGUACGGCUGCCAGACCGGGAACAAGUACAACAAACAGGGGACCCUCCGUCGGGUGACCUUCUCGGUGGUGAGCCAGGCCCAGGACGCCGGUUGCUAUGACAGCGGCCUGGAGGAUUCCGAGACCCCCAGCAGCAAGAGUUCAUCGGGGCCGCGCUUGGGAGUCCUGCCGUUGCCCGAGGAGGGUUACGAGCGCACCACGCCCGAGGGCAGCGUGGGCGAGGAGGAGCACGUGGAGAACGAUGCCAGGCAGCUGCCGGACGUGGCGCUCACGGGCAAGUGCACGCGCGAGUGCGACGAGUUCGGCCACUCGGACACUUGCUGGAUGCCCGUGCGGCCGUCCCCUCGCCAGCGCCAGCGCCACGGCAGCGACCCCCCGCGCCUCUCGACCUUCGCCCCCGGCGACGACAACAACAACCUGCGCAGGAACGAGCACGCCAGCGACAGCGAGAGCGCCGGCAGCACCGGCAGCUCGGAACCGGGGGCGGUCACGGCGGGAGAAGGUCAGAGGUUACCGCUGGUCAACGGCGACGCUCUGGGCACCCUGGGCGGAGCCAACAAGAACGUGGGCGACCACAAUCGGAACCUGCUCAACCGCAAGAUGACCUCGGCCUCGUACGACACCUUCAGCAGCGCCGGCUUCGGGAGGCGCCGUCAAGACGAGGAAGGGGGAGAAGCGGGCCAGAACCCGGCCGAGGUCAUCCCGCUGACCCGGACUGGGGCGGACUACAAGACCGCGUCCUGCCUCACCUUGUCGCGCCGCGAGGUCUACCUGUGACCUCGCCCGCCCCCCCCCCCCCCCCCCCCCCCGCCGCGCAGCCUACGCGGCACUUUGCAGGAUGGCAAAAAAAAAAUCUUGCUCGGUUCCCCCCGCCCCAAAGUUCUGCGUGCAUCAGAAACUUCUGGAUGCGAAUAUUUAUAUCGAGGCCCUUCAACUUCAGCCGGUGAGAGAGCGACGAUUCGGAGCGCUCCUGCCGGGAGUACCUGCUUCCUUUCAACAACAACAAAAGAAACCAAACGAGAAGAAAAAGUGAAAACGGCCCGCGGGCGAUGAUUUUAUUACCUUCGCGUGGGGGAGGAGGAAGACUUCAUCUUCUCUUUCGUUCCUUUUUUCUUUUUCUUUUUGGUUUCUUUUUUCCCUGAACCCGUUGCAUGCCUGACCUUCCGCCACUGAGGCGACCGUGUGAACAACAACACAGCGAGAACGCCGUCCAGGCUUCUCCGCAAAAGAAAACUUUCGAGACUUUCGCGUCCAGUCACGUUCCAUAACCGGGAGCAGGACUCACGUCUUUUUCCACGUUUAGUAACGCCACGCUUAAAAAAAAAAAAAAAGAGUCAAAGUGCAGAAGCGUCGCAUUAUAACAGAAGACUUUAAGAAUAACGCUAUAAAGAAUAAAACUUUUCAUUGGAAAAAAAACGACCAAAAUAUCGUAAAGGUACGGGAACGAGGUCGUAUUAUUAUAAUAAAUUGAAAAAAGUGAAGGGGGGGAGGAAGUGAAUUUGUCAUUUUAAUGAGGAAGUCGGCGACCGACAUCUGCAGUCGGAUAAUAUCGUCAAAAAGAUUCAUCGUUGUUCAAGCGAUGAAGUUAUUUUCAGUGUGGUUGGAGUUCUAGCUCAGGAACAGGCGGACUUUAUUAAUAUACAGUCAUAAUAAACUAAAAUGAAGACUUUUGGGGUGGGGGGUCGGAACAUUAUCGCCUUUUUUCCAAUAAAAAUGGAGGUUUUCCCCAAAUAUUACAUCAUAUUAUUCCUGUAAAAAUGAGACUUUUUUUUUUUUUUUAGUGUGGUUCCAAAAGUUGGUCAAAAGGUACAAGUACCGUAAUUCCGGCCUAUAAGCCGCAACUUUUUUCAACCCUGCGGUUUAUGCGGCGAGGCGGCUACUCUGUGCAUUUUUUUUCUAACGGCCGCAAGGGGGCACCUGAGCGGAAAAAGUAAGAGUGAGACCGGUGGAAUAUAUGUGCCGAGGAUGUGACUUUUACCGGUCUGGCCCUAUUAGCGCUGCGCUAGCGUGUUACUGCCGUGUCACAGUGAUUUUUACUGUUAUGUUUUUUUUGUUGUUUUUUUUAUAACCGGCCCUGUUAGCACGUCGCUAGCAUUACCGUCAGUACGGUGCUAGCGUAGCAAUAGUGGUGGCUUUUAGCGCGGUGUUAGCAUUAGUGUUAGCAUUAGUGCGGCGCUAGCGGUGGCGUUAGUGCGGCGUUAAUGUUAGUGCGGUGGCGCUAGCAUUAGCGCGGCGGCGGUAGCGUUAAACUCUCUGCGUAGCGUCUUUCUUUGUAAAUAUCCCGUGUUUCAAUGUGGGCACACAGCUGCGGCGCAUGUAUGUACCAAAUGGUAUUUCCUUUCCAAAUGUACCGCGUGAGGCUCGCAACCAGGUGCGCUCUGUAGCCCGGGAAUUACGGUACAUUUAAAAACCUUGAGGAGGACUCCACUUUUACAGCGCUGAGACAUACUUUGCACCUUGACGGAUAAAAACGGACUGGAACUGAACUACAAUGUCGGACAUUGUACCAACGAUUACGUGUACAGCGACAUGGCAAAUAUUAACGAUGAUCUCAUUGAUCCUUAAUGCGAGUUUGCCUUUAUUUAUAAUAGCAGAGUGCAACAAUGUUGUUGUUGUUUUUAUGAUCCAAUGUAACCACUCAGAACACACGGCAUCAAUCAUAUGACUUGCCUUGGCAACCAGCCUGUUGUGUGGCGCAAAAGCAGCCGGCGUUCCGCACUUCCCCUCCGUGACCCCGUGACCCCGUGACCCCCUUUCCACAUCCCCCGCAAUCCAUCGUCGAGCGACGACGUUGUAACAUAAAGACGACGAGCGCUCGCGUUUCACGCCGGAAACGAGCGCGCCGACGUUCGUUAAGCGCAACGCUUGACGCUGGAUCCCCUCUGGCCGAUAUCACGGCCUAACCCCCCCCCCCACCCACCUCAAAAAAAUGUAUUUAAAUCUCACCCAUUCCAUCUCCUGUAUAUAAUAAUACAUUAGCCGACAUAUUCAGCAUAGUGUAAGUAGGAUUCGUAGGGGAAAAGGACAUGCAUGAAAAAUAAUAUUGCUAACCACUAUUUUGCUCUUCAAAAAAAAAAAAACCAACAACAACUUUUGGAAGAAGAUUUUAAUAUUUAAAGCGUGGGAGGUGACCCAAAACCCACCUGGAAUUCAAGCAGCCGCCUUUCUUUCUUGUUUUUUUUCGCGGAGCGGACGGCGCGCCCGCUUUUCCCGUGCCGGUCCUCGCGGCCGCGGAUCCGGGCCAGCGCGUCUUAAUUGUCGGGAUAAUAGGUUUAGCGCGUCCCUGCGGUCUUGAUGAGUUCCUUUUCUGGCUCCUCUCCUCCCUUGAUCUGCGCCUAUCUUAUUACGAGCGUCUCAAUAUGUGAAUGUAAGCGGAAAUUGUGUGUGUGUGUGUGUGUGGGGGGGGGGGCUUUUCCAAGGUUACGCCGCAGUUUAGACGAGAUUCCGACGGAGGAUGACGUGCAGAUGCAACGACGGCAUCGAAGUUGGAACGUGUGCGUGGUGACACUUUGUACAUUUGUGUAUAUACCCUUGACAUGAACAAAUAUGUCACACGAACCCGCCCCGCCCCGCCCCCUCCCUGAGCGUGACUUUCAUUCUUCUUUAUGUGCAAAUCUUCUGGGAUUUUGCCCCGACGGACUGAGGCCCAAUCAAUCUUACGUACCGACCUGGAUUGUUUGAAAUGGUCGUCGGAGACGAUGAACUUUUUUUUGCUGUUAUUGUUGUUGUUGUUGGGCCCCCCCCCCCCGACCCCUCCCCAACUCUGCUUUUUCAAACUGCUGUUUUAAGGCAGUUUCAUUAUUGCACCUUUCAAAAAGAACUUCCUGUAAAUGAUGAUCUUCAGCGUGGGUGUGUAUCUUCCUCUUUUUUUUUUUUUUUUUUGAUAAUAUACUGCACGUUUAAAGAUGUUUGACUCCUGCAAAAACAAGAGGGGGCCGAUUUGUCCGCGGAUGAGACGUCGCCUUUGUGCUUUUUCUCUGAUAGCCAUGUACAGAUGAAAGUACGCCGUAGAACACGCGAGUGGAUCCCAUAACGGACAAUGGCAUGCUUAAAGCUCUACAAAACUGCACUUAACGAUGAAAAAAAAAUAAUAAUAAUAAUAAUAUGUAGAAACGCGAGGAAGAAUUUUUGGUUUCUUUUCUUACGCGGCCGGCGGCUCACAAUUUUUUGCUGUUUCCUUCCUCUUAUGACGACAUAAAGAACUAAUCGCAUUUGCUAUGGCAAGAAUGAAAAGGACCUGUCGGCACACGGUUUGGUAUGAAGACAAAUCCUGUAAAAGUUUGAAUUUGACAUUAAAAACGUCGAACACGCGCACGUCUGCUCUUUGAGACUUUCACGCGGCGGCCGUUUGCGCUCUUGACGUGCUCACAAAGCGGCCAAGUGAACAAUUACGCGAGCCGUCUUUUGUGACGCCGAGUUUGACUUGUUGCUUUUUUUUUUAACGAAAUGCUUCAAAUACGUUUGAAGGUAAGUGCGGAAAAUGUGUAAGACUGAGAAGAGAUUAGUACUGAAACUGUAGCAAUAAUAAAUGUGAAAUUCCUCAUCUCAGCUUGACCUUGAGGGGGCGGGACUAAAAAUCGACCCCCUGUGACCCCCUGUCACCCUUACUUGUGGCUACACAGUAGAGCCUCGGCUCUCGACCACAAUCCGUUCAUCGAAGGCCGAUUUGUUCAAAAGCCGUGCGCGUUAUGUUAUUUCCGUUUUUGUUUUUUCCGGGGUUCGUUCCAAUUGACAACAGCAAACCGUGUCACGGGUGGUUCAGCUGGUCGGGCCCUGCCCAUUCUGUUACUUCCGGGUCUUUUCGGCAGAUUGGGAAUUCACAACAAAACGGGUCGUGGGUCAGCUGGUCUGGCCGCACGCAUUCAGUUAUUCCCGGGUUUUGUUUGGGGCAUUCCAGCACCGAUUUUCGUUCCAAAAUAGAAGCAAAAAAAAAAUCAAGAACAGGGACGUCCGAGAACCGAGGCUGUACUGUACUUUCUAGCAUGAUCCCUCCCCUCCUGUAUAAACACCAAGAAGAACUCGGGCCUUGCUCGGCCAUUCGGCAGAAUUGCCCAUUCCUCAUUUUCUUAGAACUGAGACCCAUUACCGCCAGUGUGGCACCCAUUGAAACAUGCCUACAACCCGGGAAAAAGACACAUCUUCUCUCGAGUGUGAUGUGUUAAGAGGUUAUUUGGGGAACCUAAUGGGAUCCGUGGCCCCCUUUCGGCCCGCUGCAA